Colletotrichum spaethianum is the source of this 3453-nucleotide messenger RNA. RefSeq lists its product as uncharacterized. Bases 1 to 3453 code for a protein of 1150 amino acids. The record is from RefSeq and is a predicted model, not a curated record. The transcript is spliced from 3 exons. Gene Ontology annotation, cellular component: plasma membrane. Lineage: Eukaryota; Fungi; Ascomycota; Sordariomycetes; Glomerellales; Glomerellaceae. Gene Ontology annotation, molecular function: calcium-activated cation channel activity.
AUGUCGGCAACUCCCACCGCGACGCCGUCAGGCUCGGCGUCACUGACGGGCACGCUUGCCUCAUCCCUGGCUUCGUCUCUGUCAACCGCCCUUUCCGCUACAAUCUCUGCGACUCUGAGCUCAAACGGAACCAUUACCUCUUCGGCGUCACCAACGGCAGAGCCCUCGCCGGCUGAAACGUCAGCCCUGCCUGCUAGUGUGGAAAGAUACCAAGGAAUAACUCUGGUUGCGUUCCUCACUGCUCUGGCAACCGGUAUUGCAGUCUUUUCCUUGCAGGUCAUCGCCUUCUUGCUCCUGCGGAACAAGAUUGCGCGUAUCUUCACACUAAUUCAUUACAACGACCGCGAGAUCAUCAAAAAGUGUGGCUUGGACGCCUACUUUUUCCUCCGCUAUCUCAAAACUCUCCUUACAAUCUUUAUCCCCAUUGCCCUAAUUGUCAUCCCCAUCCUGACUCCGCUCAACUAUAGCGACGGUGUGGGCCAUGACUUGAUCGAUGACGCCAAGAAAGAGACCACCAACGGUACCAGCUCCGCCCGGAUUCGUCUCAGGAUCAGAGACGGCGAAUCGGCCAGCAGUGAUUCCGACACACCUACAGGCCUGGAUACCUUGGCCUGGGGCAACGUCAACAGGAGCCACACUGGCCGGUACUGGGCACAUCUGGUUCUAGCGCUUCUCGUUAUUGUUUGGGUUUGCUUUGUCUUCUUUUUUGAGCUUCGCGUCUACAUCAAAGUCCGACAGGACUACCUGACGAGUGCCGAGCAUCGCCUCAGAGCUUCAGCCACGACCAUUCUUGUCAAUAGCAUUCCUUCCAAGUGGCUGUCAGAGGAGGCUUUGCUGGGUCUCUUUGAUGUGUUCCCAGGUCAGAUCCGGAACAUCUGGCUCAAUCGUGACUUGACCACACUGCUCGAGAAGAUUCAGCUACGCGAGAAGAUCCACCUGAGAUUGGAGGGCGCUGAGACGGAGCUUGUGAAAGCUGCAAAGAAGAAGCAACUGAAGAGGAAAAAGAAGGAGGACAAGGCGGCCAGAAAGGAGGCCAACGCCAAGGGGCCGACUAGGCAGGAGGAGGCCAUGAGGCGACAGCGAGAGGAUGCCGAAGCCAAGAAGAGAGCUGAGGCUGGUCAAGGUAUCAGCUCUGGGGAGCAUGAGGAAGUUCCCCAUGACAUCAGCGCGAUAAUAGACGAAAACAGCAGGGACCCGAAGUCGAGACGCUCAAGCACCUCAUCCUCGGACUCCUCAGACGAUGGCAAUCGGCCACAGUCCCGGGGUUUCGGGCUUGGGCUUCUCGGGGACGGCAUCAGCAAAGUCGGCAAAGGCAUCCUCGGCGGCGUCGGUAAAGCCCAUCAUAACAUCAAGGAAUUCAGCGAUGACGUGGAAGAGACCGUUGAGACGACAAACGGCUUCGCCAUGCUGCACCCGAGUGAUCGUCCUCGCAAAGUCCAGAUUAUCACCGAGGACGAACGGCCUGGAACGGCCAAAAGUCCAAGAAGCACCACGGAGCAAGCCGAGCCGUCUCCGAAUACAGAGACGUACAGGACGCACUCCCGAAACCCAUCCGCUGUCUCCCAGGAAACCACCGACCAGAACUACAAGCGAAGCUACGAGCCGUUUGGUAAUGGCAACACCGUGCGCAAAGUCAGCAACCUCGAUCACAUGUACGACCAGAAGGAACGCAAGUUCUGGCAGUUCUGGAAAGCCCCUGCCGGUGGCUACGCAUCGCCUGUGCCUCAAGGUUUCGAAGGCGGAGAUUAUCCUUUCGGGCAGACAAAGGACAAAACUACAUGGCAGAAAAUCAAAGCCUAUAUUCCCUUCAUGGGCGGAGCCGACGAAGCACCUGUUGAAUAUCCCGAAUCCAACGCCAUUGGCGGCGAGUACAAGAACAUCUUGGAUGACGAAGCAGAGUGGCGCAAAUGGGUCAAGGAGAAGAACAGGCCGAUGCAUCGACUGCCGCGGUGGGGCUUCCCUGACUGGCUCGCCUGGCUUACUUUUGGUCCCAAGGUUGAUACCAUCUAUUGGUGUCGGUCUGAGCUGGCACGUCUGAACGUGGAAAUCGACGACGAUCAAGCGCACCCCGAGCGCUACCCCCUGAUGAACUCCGCCUUCAUCCAAUUCAACCACCAGGUUUCGGCACAUAUGGCUUGUCAAAGUCUCAUGCACCACAUCCCAAAGCACAUGUCACCUCGAAUCAACGAAGUCUCACCCAAGGAUGUCAUCUGGGACAACAUGGCAUUGAAGUGGUGGCACGAGUCCAUCAGGUCUGGUAUCGUCACUGUCGUCAUCGCGGCCAUGGCCUUUUUCUGGGCCAUCCCCAUCGCUUUUACCGCCUCCAUUGCCAACAUCGACGGCCUUGUUGACCAAUUUCCCUGGCUGGCAUGGAUCAAGAAGGACCCCGUUGAGAAGGUUGCUGGAGCCGUUGCCGGUGUCUUGCCCGCUAUCCUGCUCGCUCUCCUUCUCUUGAUUGUUCCCCUCAUCCUCGAACAGUUGGCGCUUUUCCGAGGCGUCAAGACCGGGUCACAAAAGGCCGAAUUUGUCCAGCGCUUCUACUUCAUCUUCCUCUUCAUUCAAGUCUUCCUCGUCGUUUCGAUUGCCUCGUUCUUCGUUGCAUCAGUCGACGAGCUGUGGAGCAACUUUGAGCAGCUCUCAAACGUUACCAACAUUCUGAACCUCCUCGCCAGAAAUUUGCCCAAGGCCUCCAACUACUUCUUCUCGUACAUGUUGCUCCAAGCGCUGUCUGUCAGUUCGGGAACACUGCUCCAGAUCGGUGGCCUUGUCACUUGGUAUCUUUUGGCUCGAAUCCUAGACACUACAGCUCGUGACAAGUGGAAGAGGAACACAACUCUCUCGACGAUUGCAUGGGGACAAUUCUUCCCCGUCUACACCAAUUUCGCUUGCAUCGCCUUGGUCUACAGCGUUAUCGCGCCGUUGAUUUCGCUUUUCGCGGUCCUGACAUUCGGCUUGUUGUGGUUCGCGCAGCGUUACAGCAUGCUGUAUGUCACGCGGUUCGAGACCGACACAGGCGGUGUCUUGUAUCCUCGCGCAAUCAAUCAGACAUUCACAGGCUUAUACGUCAUGGAAGCCUGCUUGGCAGGCUUGUUCUUUAUCGUCGUGGACGAGCAUGAUAACAAUACUGCAACACCCCAGGGCGCCAUCAUGCUGGUAACGAUGAUCCUCACGGCAGUCUACCAAGUUUCGCUGAACACGUCCUUUUCGCCUCUGUUCCGGUAUUUGCCCAUCACUAUUGAGGAUGAGGCGGUUAUCAGAGACGAGGCAUUCCAGCGAGCUCAAAACCGACGUUUGGGACUCGUCGACGGUGACGAUGAUCUCGACGACGAGAAGACACCCAUGACGAAUGGCGACGGGCCUAAAGCGGAACCCCGAGAGGAUGGAGGAUGGGGGAGCGCCGAAGAGGAAGCCAUCGACGAUGCGCCGAGUCAAGGACGUCGGUCACUGGGCUAA